AUGGCGUUCGCGCUGCUGCGCCCCGUGGGCGCUCACGUGCUGUACCCCGACGUGCGGCUGCUUAGCGAGGACGAGGAGAACCGCAGCGAGAGCGACGCUUCAGACCAGUCGUUCGGCUGUUGCGAAGGCCUGGAGGCGACGCGGCGGGGGCCGGGGCCUGGGGGCGGGCGGCGAGCGGGCGGGCGGGGGCUGGGCGGGGGCGGGGGUCCCGUGGUGGUGGUGCGGCAGCGGCAAGCGGCCAACGCGCGGGAGCGGGACCGCACGCAGAGCGUGAACACGGCCUUCACCGCGCUGCGCACGCUCAUCCCCACCGAGCCGGUGGACCGCAAGCUCUCCAAGAUCGAGACGCUGCGCCUGGCGUCCAGCUACAUCGCGCACCUGGCCAACGUGCUGCUCCUGGGCGACGCGGCCGACGACGGGCAGCCGUGCUUCCGCGCGGCGGGCAGCGCCAAGAGCGCCGUCCCCGCCGACGGCCGCCAGCCGCGCUCCAUCUGCACCUUCUGCCUCAGCAACCAGCGCAAGGGGGGUGGCCGUCGUGAGCUGGGGGGCAGCUGCUUGAAAGUCAGGGGAGUGGCUCCCCUUCGAGGGCCACGGAGAUGA
This is a messenger RNA of Dipodomys ordii (Ord's kangaroo rat), 600 nucleotides long. RefSeq names its product transcription factor 15 (basic helix-loop-helix) (gene Tcf15). The record is from RefSeq and is a predicted model, not a curated record. The transcript has 3 exons. The coding region runs from base 1 to 600 and encodes 199 amino acids. Gene Ontology annotation, biological process: regulation of transcription by RNA polymerase II; developmental process. NCBI's taxonomy places the organism in Eukaryota, Metazoa, Chordata, Mammalia, Rodentia, Heteromyidae. Gene Ontology annotation, molecular function: DNA-binding transcription factor activity, RNA polymerase II-specific; protein dimerization activity; RNA polymerase II transcription regulatory region sequence-specific DNA binding.